Molecule: messenger RNA, 2301 nt
Organism: Echinococcus granulosus
Lineage: Eukaryota; Metazoa; Platyhelminthes; Cestoda; Cyclophyllidea; Taeniidae
Product: UDP-galactose translocator
Exons: 7
Coding region: 1-2301 (766 amino acids)
Biological process (GO): pyrimidine nucleotide-sugar transmembrane transport
Cellular component (GO): Golgi membrane
Molecular function (GO): pyrimidine nucleotide-sugar transmembrane transporter activity
Source: RefSeq, a predicted model, not a curated record
AUGCCUGGUAGCAAGUGGGCCAAGAUCGGUUACUUGGUCAUAUUGUCCUUCCAAAAUGUGUUGCAUACGCUGGCUAUGCGUUAUUCACGCGCUGAAUAUCGGAUUAGAUAUUCUGCCUCCUCAGUUGUUAUACUAAGCGAGAUCAUGAAAUUUUCAAUCUCAUCCCUUGUAUUGUUUCACGAAGGUUUAUUUAAACGCGCCAUAAGUGGUAUUUACUACGACACUUGUGAUUUCCUUCGAACCUGUGUUCCGGCUUUGAUCUAUGUCGUGCAAAAUAAUACAAUCAUUUUCGCAUUAAGCUGUUUAGAUGCGACGGUUUUCCAAGUGACGUAUCAGCUAAAACUCCUUACUACUACAAUAUUCUCAGUUUUGUUUUUGCGCAAGAGCAUUAGUUUUCUCCAGUGGAUAUCACAGAUUGUCCUCUUUAUUGGUGUGGCCGUUGUACAACUGCAGGAUCAUGUGGCACAAUCUUCAACGCCUACCCCACAUGAUGCCUCAGGCGCUGCGGGUUUAAUGGCGGUUCUAUUUGCUUCAGUACUCUCUGGGUUUGCUGCCGUUUAUUUUGAAAGAAUCCUUAAACAUUCACCGAAAUCGCUUUGGACAAGAAACUUUGAGCUCUCAUUGGCAUCAAUCGCUAUUGCACUGGUUGGCCAAGCCGUAGGCGAAGGAGGCAGAGUGAGUGAGAAGGGCUUUUUCUACGGAUUCGACUGGCUGGUUUGGACUACUGUCGCUUUGCAAUCCGUCGGUGGCAUCCUCGUUGCACUUGUCGUUAAGCACGCCGACAAUAUUUUGAAAGUAGGUGCUGCAAUUUUCUCUUAUUUGUUAUUGUUAUGUGUAUGGUCUAUUAGUCAAGACAAGGCGUCAGAUAGUGCUUCCAUUUUAUCUACGCGGUUUUGCGUGUUCAGCCUCAUUAGUGAUCACCUGUAUCGUCUCUUUUGUCUUCUUCGACUCCAGUUCCUCUUGGACUUUCCUCUUCGGCACCACCUGCGUGGUUCUCGCUGUCUUCCUCUACUCACUCUUCCCCGUGCAGCGUUAUUAGCACCACCACCUCCUCAUUUACUCCUUGCCCGCGUCCAUGCCCUCAUUUUCUCUAGAAAAAGAAGCCUUUUGCCUUACUUUACUUUUGACAAAACUCGGAAAACCCCCGUGGGGAACGAUCUGGUAACUGCUCUCCACGAAUUAGAUGCAGAAAAUCCGACAGGUUCCGCUCCAUUAGCACGCAUACUGGUACCCGUUUACAUUAUGUCGGAACUGCAGGUGGUGACAGCUCUGCCGCUGCUGUUGCUGCUGGUUCAACCGGGGCAGAACUAUUCAGUCCCGCUUUCUGGCCACUGGAGGCUCAGCGAUGGGGAUAGCAUUGUGCACUUCAAUCUCACCUCAACCGGCACGGAUGCCUACUCAGUUCUUCAGGAGAUUGGGAGCAUUAGUGAUCCCCUUAGCGGCUACGGUGAUAAAGAACUACGCUACAUUAGCUACAAGAACUGGACUUUCUCUCAUUACUUCUGGGUUGAAUACCCUGAAGUUCUAAAAACCACUUCUCUCGAGCUCGACGAGCUGGAUACGUUCUGUUGCAUCUAUCUCAACAACCGUCUUCUGGCAUGCACAGAAAAUAGCUUUAUCCGCACAAUCCUCCCCAUCGACUCUGUCCUUUGCCGUGGCUGGAAUUUCCUCCAACUCGUCUUUAAGCCGACACCCCUAAUGGCCAAGGAGGCUUAUCGGAAGCUGUCGCCGAACCCACCACUUCCCGCCUGCUGGCCCGACAUAUUCAGAGGUGAAUGCUAUGUUAACGCGGUGAGAACAACGCAGGCUGCUUUCGGGUGGGAUUGGGGUCCUGCCUUUCCGAUUCAGGGAUUUUGGAAGCUGCCCUUCCUUAGAUUCGGUGAAGUGUGGUUGGGUGAUGGUCUACGCUUCUUCCCAGUAAUGAUAAAACGCGGUUGGAAGACUACCGUCUCCGUCGAGGUUCUUCGUAGUUCCAGCAUUGUAAGGACGGACCAAUGUGUCUGCAUCCACGUGAAACUAGGCGGCGGGUUAAUGCACGAGUGGACGGAGCGCUGCAUUUCGCCUCGACACCGCGAGACGAAUGUGUGGUUGGAACUGCCACUGGCCUCAAACGUCACAGUGAGACCCUGGUGGCCGCUCGGAGUGCAGGCUGGACCACAUUUGUACGCUCUGAAGGUGCAGCUCCGAAAUCCCCUUGGUGGUCCUCCGAUCGACAGAAAAUCCUUCUGGGUUGGCUUCCGGGAAGUGAAACUCGUUCAGCUUGGGGCUAAAUCAGUGGAAAACAUUGCCAAAAGGGACUAA